AUGGAAAAUCUCAACAGGGCGCUUGUGAACGGCGCACACGUCGUGGCGAGAGUGGUAGAACAUCAGAUCAGACAGGCCGUGACUUCCUCCGCCACGGAUUUAGUGAGUUCGCCGACGUCUGCAUUGGCUCCAUCUAGUACUGGCAUCUCGUCAAUAAUGUCUACUCCCUCCAUAUCGUCUAUGAUGAGUAGCCCUACGGAUGCCGCGGUCUCUCCAACUCCUACCGCGGAAAAGAAAGAUGGCGGGGGUACGGGAUCUAGUUCCCCUUUGUUGUUUUUCGUCGCUCUCGGUUUUGGUGUUGUCUUUACGAAUUUAUGGAUUAUUGUUGGUGUUAAGUACUGCUUUCGAUACAAUGCUCGCAAUCGCGCCAUGGCACGACUUGAUGAGAAUGGCGAACCGAUUGAUUUGCAAAAUAUGCCCGCACGGCCCCAUCGACGACGUCGCGAGAAAAAGCUGAUGACUAUGGAUGAGGUAAAUGAGAAGUUCCCGAUGGUCAAGUAUAAGACUUGGGUCCUCGAACGCAAGAAGGAAGGAUUGCCAACCGCAGGCGGUAUUUCAGCACCACCUAGUCGAGCCAAUAGUGUGCGAAGCGUAGAGGGAAUCAUUCCGGAACAACCCUCUGAUAAUCGAGGGCCUAUCGAUGCAUCGGCUACAAAUAAUCCGCUCGAGGCCGAUCGUACAGCACAAAGCCAGCCAAAACCAAUCGUUGGAGAUGAAAAGAAAACCGAUGACCAAGUUAAGAAUAUCUCACCUACACCAGAGCCCGACGGAAACAAAAUAGCUGCAAAUGAAGUGCCCACUGCCACAGCUGCGCAGACGGACAAUGAUACAAGCAAAGAUUCACUCCAUCGGACUAGUGAGGACGACGAAGAUGACGAUGAUCACAUCAACCCUGCUCUGGACCCGGAUAUGAUGGGAUCAUCAGGUGAUACUUGUGCUAUUUGCAUCGACACGCUUGAAGACGAUGAUGACGUGCGUGGCUUGACAUGCGGGCACGCGUUUCACGCUGUUUGCUUGGAUCCUUGGUUAACAAACAGGAGAGCCUGCUGUCCACUUUGCAAGGCUGACUACUAUACCCCCAAGGCUCGCCCUCAGCCUGCCGAGGGUGAAGCACGAGACCCUAAUGCAUCGGCUGCGGCGGCUGAUCCGUCAAGGAAUAAUGGUCGUAUGAAUUACCCUCGGACGCCUGUACGAUCGUUUGCUUGGAGUCAUUUCCGCGAUGCUCCCCGUCAAAUAUUUCCUAGCCGAUUCAAUGAUACACCACGAGAUCCUGCCCAGAUGGACCGGCGUUAUAGGUCUCAACGACCAGGACAGGUCAGCCGUCGGAACACCGCUAACCAAGCGCAGCCCCCAGUUUCACCAAAUGAGAAUGGCGGUAAUUUCAUGACCAGAUUUCGAAAUCGAUUCCCACCAUUUGCGUUACAGCGUGAAAUGAGGAAUCGAGAAGCGCAGGCUGCGGAAACGCAAUCAAGUCCUAAUAGCGGUACCGCUCAUCCUUCAACAACACCAUCUCAGCUAGAAGCAGGACUCCAGCCAUCGACUACUCAGCCCAACUGA
Molecule: messenger RNA, 1557 nt
Organism: Xylaria bambusicola
Lineage: Eukaryota; Fungi; Ascomycota; Sordariomycetes; Xylariales; Xylariaceae
Exons: 2
Coding region: 1-1557 (518 amino acids)
Biological process (GO): ubiquitin-dependent protein catabolic process
Cellular component (GO): cytoplasm
Molecular function (GO): ubiquitin protein ligase activity
Source: RefSeq, a predicted model, not a curated record